AUGUUUUCGAAUUCAAGCAGGAGAACGGCAGAGUGGUACCUAACCCACAUAUACAAAUUCAGUGACGCGGACGACAGCCCUGCUGGUCAUGGCAUGGUGAUCCUUCUUGAUCUUAGUCUACCCCCAAAUGAGCCCACUUUGUCAGUCUUAGCAGCGGAGGACACCAUUGCUGAAUGUUUGAUGAUCAUCAUCAUCACUGUCUAG
Messenger RNA from Fusarium pseudograminearum CS3096, 204 nucleotides. RefSeq lists its product as uncharacterized. Lineage: Eukaryota; Fungi; Ascomycota; Sordariomycetes; Hypocreales; Nectriaceae. The record is from RefSeq and is a predicted model, not a curated record. The transcript has 3 exons. Bases 1 to 204 code for a protein of 67 amino acids.